AUGGUCUCCUUCGCCAGGAGGCCCACGAUAAACGAGGGGCAUGGCGAUAGCUCUGAUGCCCGUCGCUCCGCGUUCCGCGAAGAACAAUUCCACCGUCUACGCAAGAUUAAGAAGAAGCUAGAUAAGUUCUACAUGACCACCCAGUUCGACGAUAAUAUGCUGGGGGCAGUCUCCAUCAUACGAGGCUCGCCUUUCAACAUCGACGACGACGAUCCCAUUGACCUUGAUCGGCGCUUCUUCCUCCGUGGCCCUGUCGAGGAUAUGGAAGAUGGAAUCGAGGUCAUCAACGAGACUGAUUUCACGGAAUACUGCAGGCGGCCCCAAUUUCAACCUAUCGAUGAUGACCUCAGACGCGAAGAAGACCAGAAGUACGCCGACGCCCCUCAUUACGCUCGUCUGAAUCUCUAUGACAGUCGGCUGCAAAGUGAUGAGAGAGAGGGUGCACAUCGUGGUUUUUUUGUGAGCGAGCAGCCCAGGUAUAUCCAAGAGUCCAAGAGGCCAUCUUUCUUCAACGUCUGGUUCUCACGCCAGACCGGUCAGCCAUGCGCGGACUUUUGGCGCAGCGGUGAAUACUACGCGUGGCAUCCUGGCUCAGAUGAGAUGGAUUCCCUGCACCCCAGUGUCCCGCAUGCAGUUGCGACAGUCUACGACUCAUCGCGUCCACGCCUCCAAGGGAUGCUUCGUAGCGAACUCCGAGUCGCGGUUUAUCUUCUCAAGGAGCAGAUACGCAAGACCAGCGUCUAUAUCGACCACUGCAUCUGUCCUGUCUUGGUCUUCAGUUUCCAUGGUCGAUUUUCCGCUCGUAUCACACAGGCGUAUUUUGAGAAUGGCAACGUUAUUGUUCGACCGUCACGUCUCGUCAACAUUGACACACCAGAUAUUUCCUCGGAAGUACGACUCAUCAUCCGAUGGCUGAACAGCAGACCCGUCGGCGACACACAUUCCCCCACACCAAAAUCCGAGCAACGCAGCGGCCUUGUCUCUACUCCAGUGGGAGAUACAGAGACGAGAAGCAUGGCAUUACUGACAAUUGAUGAUCAGUAG
Fusarium keratoplasticum is the source of this 1044-nucleotide messenger RNA. RefSeq lists its product as uncharacterized. The record is from RefSeq and is a predicted model, not a curated record. Lineage: Eukaryota; Fungi; Ascomycota; Sordariomycetes; Hypocreales; Nectriaceae. Bases 1 to 1044 code for a protein of 347 amino acids. The transcript has 3 exons.